This is a messenger RNA of Eremomyces bilateralis CBS 781.70, 1337 nucleotides long. RefSeq lists its product as uncharacterized. The record is from RefSeq and is a predicted model, not a curated record. The coding region runs from base 343 to 1191 and encodes 282 amino acids. The transcript has a single exon. Gene Ontology annotation, biological process: mycotoxin biosynthetic process. Lineage: Eukaryota; Fungi; Ascomycota; Dothideomycetes; Eremomycetales; Eremomycetaceae.
CGGGAUCAUCAUAAUCCGUUCAGACUUCAGCCUCUCCGUCUCCAUCCAUCCUUGUAAGCUCUAAGGAAUAACUGGGUUAUCGUCCAAGUUGCUGUGUGUCGGUUAAUCUUGCUAUCCUGACGUUAGUAUUUGUUGAUAUGGCUUGCUGGUUGAACCUCCAUAGAUUAUCGGAUCUCCAUGCCUCGGGCGAUGGGAAAUACGUGCUCAUAUCUCCCCUGGACUGGAAUCCUUCAUCUCUUGAGCUGUUCUUGGAAUCCGCGAGUGCCUUCCCAGCCACUGCCUUCGUAUCAUCGACCGAUUUGAACGGCACAUCAUUCUCCAAUCUACCUUACCGCCCCGAAGAUGCCACCAUUCUUAAGCCACGACGAUGAUUCUGUAAAGGAAGGUCUCCUGGAGACAUCAUCGUUCGAUACACUUCCACGUUAUCCGCAAGUCUAUCAGGAUUUUCCAGACACAAACUUCCAUCCUACCGAACCGGAAUCCCAUACGCGUCUUCGCCGGGCAUAUCGUCGGGCUAUCUGGACGAUAUGGGCACUCGCCUUCACUUGUCUUUGCACUCUUCUGCUGCUCCUCUUUCUCUAUAUCCAAUUGUCUCAAAGGGGCCUUCACUGUCGCUCUCUUGAUCUUUUCCCUUCACUUGCAGAGGACCCGAAAGUCGUCCAGUUCGAGAAGAAAAAGCUUCCCGUGAAGCUAUCGCAUAACCCGUUUGUCGGAGACCCGUCCCCGGAGCUAGACAACGCAUGGCAUGGCCUGUUUGAUCGAGUCAAUAUCCGCGUGUCUGCGAAAGAUCUCCAGUAUGCGGAGGUCGACAGCCUGAAGCUAGCCGAUGGCAGCGGUGACUACAUCGGGCUUCUAGGAAUGCAUCAUGAACUGCAUUGCCUGAAGAAGAUCCGACACUGGAUAUACAAAGACUUCUAUUACCCAAAUCUGACAGUGGGCUCGGAAGCAUACGUGGAGAAUAAGGUGCAUGUCGACCACUGCAUCGAAAACAUCCGUGUCAGCACCAUGUGUCGGGCGGACACAAGUUUAAACACCUUUGCUUGGAUGGAUGUUAGUAAGGGGUGGGUUACUGCCGCGGAGGAUACAGGGUAUCACUCAUGUGCCAAUAUGGACAACCUGAUGGGGUGGGUGAAGGAGCGAUCGUUAGACCUGCUGGAACCAAACCUACUUCUGCAGCCUGGGGAGAACUGAGAGUCCAAAUUCUUGCUUGGGCUUGCAUGUAUGACUGGCGUUGGCAUUGGAUCACUGUACGCAGAGUGCGUAUGAUUUAGAUUUAUCGUUUGAAGGAAUAGCUUCGUGGACGUUUAUUUCCAACGAAUGUGCGAUUCUGUUCUCCU